AUGGCCGCCAUCCACCGCCCAGCGCACCUCACGCACCACGCGGCCAAGCUGGCGUCGGCAGCGUGCAUCGAGAAGGCGGAGGCGAUCGGGGUGCCGAUGAACAUCGCCAUCGUGGACGCGUCGCUGUACCUGCUGCACUUCGAGCGCAUGCCGGGCGCGAAGCUCACCUCGGUCGACAUCGCCAUGAACAAGGCCUUCACCGCCGCGGGCCACCGCGCCCCGACCUCCGUCUACAAGGAGGCCGUGUGGCCCGGCGGGCCCGCCUUCGGGCUCAACAGCAGCAACGGCGGCCGGUUCAUGUACGUGGCCGGAGGGAUCCCGAUCGUGAUCGAGGGCGAGGUCGUGGGCGCGGUGGGAUGCAGCACCGGCACCCCGUCGCAGGACACCAAGGUCGCGCAGGCAGGUGUCGAUGCCGUCAUGGCUUACGUCGAGAAGAAUAGCCAGCUGAAGAGCAAGUUAUAA
Molecule: messenger RNA, 462 nt
Organism: Fonsecaea erecta
Lineage: Eukaryota; Fungi; Ascomycota; Eurotiomycetes; Chaetothyriales; Herpotrichiellaceae
Exons: 1
Coding region: 1-462 (153 amino acids)
Source: RefSeq, a predicted model, not a curated record